AUGGUUACUGGUCCUAACCACGGCCCGUUUCACACCUUCGACCCGAAUAUCGCGGGACAAAAACCCGAUCAGGCCUCAAAUGGCGCCCCCUCCUGGUGGGGGAACUGGGGGGCGCAGCCUCUCUUCAGCUUCCUCCCCUCCGGCGUGCCCCGGAAAAACUCCAGUAUGAAACCACAGAUAGAAAGAGAGAGAGACAUGAGUUUCACCAUUUCUACUAGGACAAAAACCCGAUCAGGCCUCAAAAGGCGCCCCCUCCUGGUCGGGGAACUGGGGGGCGCAGCCUCUCUUCAGCUUCUUUCCCUCCGGCGUGCCCCGGAAAAACUCCAGGUAAGUUUCAGCCUUUCUACUAGGACAAAAACCCGAUCAGGCCUCAAAUGGCGCCCCCUCCUGGUCGGGGAACUGGGGUGCGCAGCCUCUCUUCAGCUUCUUUCCCUCCGGCGUGCCCCGGAAAAACUCCAGGUAAGUUUCACCAUUUCUACUAGGACAAAAACCCGAUCAGGCCUCAAAGGGCGCCCCCUCCUGGUCGGGGAACUGGGGGGCGCAGCCUCUCUUCAGCUUCCUCCCCUCCGGCGUGCCCCGGAAAAACUCCAGUAUGAAACCACAGAGAGAGAGACAUAUGAAACCACACAGAGACAGAGAGAGAGAAGUAAGUUUCAGCCUUUCUACUCGGACAGAAACAAGUCAGGGGUCAGAGGGCGCCCCCUCCUGGUCGGGGAACUGGGGGGCGCAGCCUCUCUUCAGCUUCCUCCCCUCCGGCGUGCCCCGGAAAAACUCCAGGUAGGACGAGAACACGUACUUGUUCAUGACUUUGAUGCGGCCGAACACGUCCAGCUCGGUGUGCUGGGCGUGGCCCUCGGCGUCCAUGGCCGCCCGGGCCUGGACGUACAGGGCGUUCUCCUUCUGCAGGAGCUUUUCCAGCCAUCUUCUCCGGCCUGGCUCCGCCCCCUCGCGGUGCAUAACGGGCCCUCGGCGCCCCGCAAACGGCCGACUUCGCACCCGAUCACGCUCAUGAGGAAGAGGGAAAACACGCGGAAGUUUCGCGCGGAGGCCGACAAAACGGCGGCCAGGAAGUAG
Molecule: messenger RNA, 1074 nt
Organism: Menidia menidia (Atlantic silverside)
Lineage: Eukaryota; Metazoa; Chordata; Actinopteri; Atheriniformes; Atherinopsidae
Source: the annotation of a GenBank genome assembly